UUUCUGUAUUCCGCUUUCCCAAAAGAGGAACGAAACAAUCAAUGAUGUAAUCAAUCAAUCAUUAUCAAAUUUGUAAUAUUUUAUUUAUUUAUUUACAAUAGUAUCUGUUAGUUGCAAUAACUUUCUAGGAGUGGCUUACUUUCCGUUAAAUUAUAUUGAGUCUGUAAUAUUUUUGUAAAAACCAUGGGGAAUGCUAUAAAACCUCACAUAAAAAAUGCGGAGAGAACGGGUGUACUUCAAGUUGAAAAUACUGGAUUAACAGAAUUUCCUAGAGAGGUGUUUCAAUUGGUUAAUGUACUGAGGACUCUCGAUAUAUCAAAUAAUAAGAUUGGGAACUUGCCGCCUUCGAUAGGAAAUUUUACUCAUUUGAAGCACUUAACUGCCAGCCACAUUAGAUUGACAACUCUACCGGAUGAGUUGGGUUCCCUUAAGAAACUCGAAAGUGUGAAUUUCAGCUUGAACUCGUUGACCUUUCUCCCAGAAUCUUUUCAAGAAUUGGUGAAUUUAAGAACUCUGAACCUAAGCAAUAAUAAGUUUAGUGAGCUCCCUGCUGUUUUUUCCAAAAUGAAGCGCCUCGAACUUCUGGACAUGUCACACAAUGAACUCGUUGCAGUACCCGAUCACGUGAGAGAUGUUUCAGCCAUUGAAAUAAAUUUGAACCAAAAUCAGAUUUCAAGCUUAUCUGAAGCCAUUGCUGAAUGCUCUAAAUUAAAGGUGUUACGGUUGGAAGAAAAUUGUCUGCAACUUUCAGCCAUUCCAGAAAAAAUAUUAACUGAUUCCCAGAUAUCUCUCCUAGCUAUUGAAGGAAAUCUAUUUGAAAGUAAAGAUCUUCAUAGUAGAGAAGGGUGGGAAAAGUAUAUGGAGCGUUUUACUGCAACCAAGAAAAAAUUGUAUUAAGGUGUGUAAUAUUCUUUGCAAAAUAGUAUUUUGCUUUGUAUAUUUGGGGCAGGCUUAUUUUGAAGUUGUAAAGAAGAGUAUGCUCAUCAAUUCAUUCAUAUUUCAUUAAUUGUAAAAAUAAAAAAAAUCGUUCAUUCUGCUGGGUGUUAAAAUGUUAUGGCAUUUUUAAAUUAUAAAGUUUAUGAUUGUAUAGUUUUAAUUUAUUGAAUUAUAUAUUAUAUUCAUCAAUAAUAAAUUUCUCUUUUAAAAUUCUA
Messenger RNA from Parasteatoda tepidariorum (common house spider), 1151 nucleotides. RefSeq names its product leucine-rich repeat-containing protein 57. Gene Ontology annotation, cellular component: cytoplasm. Lineage: Eukaryota; Metazoa; Arthropoda; Arachnida; Araneae; Theridiidae. Gene Ontology annotation, molecular function: protein binding. The record is from RefSeq and is a predicted model, not a curated record.